Plasmodium relictum is the source of this 1836-nucleotide messenger RNA. Its product is annotated as YTH domain-containing protein, putative. The record is from RefSeq and is a predicted model, not a curated record. Gene Ontology annotation, cellular component: nucleoplasm. Gene Ontology annotation, molecular function: metal ion binding; N6-methyladenosine-containing RNA reader activity; mRNA binding. Lineage: Eukaryota; Apicomplexa; Aconoidasida; Haemosporida; Plasmodiidae. Bases 1 to 1836 code for a protein of 611 amino acids. The transcript has a single exon. Gene Ontology annotation, biological process: regulation of mRNA splicing, via spliceosome; mRNA splicing, via spliceosome.
AUGGUAGUUCGUAAGAAGUGUAAUAAAAAAAAAAAAAAAAAAAAUUUAUAUGAAUUAUACUUAAAUAUGUGUGAAGAGAAAAAUAAAAAAUUGGAGGGGAAAAAUGCAGAUUAUACUAUUGAUUUGGAAAAGGAAGUGAAAAUUAGAUUAGAAGAGCAAACCAGCUUAUUAUCAAUAAAAGGAAUCGAUAGAGUUGAUAUAAAACAAAAAAAAGGGAAACAUUCCAUUAUAUGCAUUCAUUACAUUAAAAAUAUGUGUAUGAAAAACUUAUUUUGUAACUAUUUACAUCAAUUGAUAUACUCAAGAAUACCUACAUGUAAAAAUUACUUAAAAUAUAACUACUGUGCUGAUAAAGUAAGAGGAUCAUGUAUGUUUCGUCACACUUUAGAAAAUACCAAUAUAAGUCAUUACAAUGAAAAUAAAGAUGAAUACUUGGAUGAAACUUUAAAAUUUUUACAUGAGAAAAAUAUAUGCGUAAAUUAUUUAUUAGGAUUUUGUGCAUUGGGAUAUAAUUGCAGAAAAAUUCAUAAAAAUAGAAGUAGAAAAUAUAUAAAUAUUAUAAGUAUAUUACCAAAAUUUUACUUAGAUCAUAUUUUAAUUAAUAAACGAUUAUAUACGCAUUUAUAUAAUAAUCAAAAAAAAUUUUUAAAUGAUAUAAAUAAAUUAAAAGAUGCUUUAAUAGUGUUAAGUGGGGAGAAAUAUUAUGAUAAAUCAAAUUCAUCAAAGAAUGAAAAUGAGAAUUCAAUAAAGGAUGUAUUUAAAAGUAGUAAUAAUAACAAUGAUAAUAAUAUUUAUAACAAUAGUAAUAAUAGUGAUAAUAAUAUUUAUAACAGUAGCGGUAUUAUUGAUACAUAUGAUGAUAAUAUUGAUAAUAAAAAUAAUUAUAAUGGCAAAAAUUUAAAUAUUUUUAUGAAAAACAAUAAAAAUAACACAAAUGACAUUAUUAAAAAUAAUCAGAAAAUGGUAGGCUACAAUAAUAAUGUUGAAAUAAUUAGUAAUAAUACCACUGACAAUGUAGAUGAUAAAUAUUUAAAUGAAUAUAAUAUAAAUAAUAAUGAGUAUUCGAAAAAUAUGGGAAAAUAUAAUAACUACAAUAAUCUCGGUAAUGAAAAAACAUAUCAUAAUAGAAUAAAUAAUUGUUACAAUAAUGAAAGUAUCGUAACUAAUGAUAGUAUAAGUAUACCUAACGUAUAUGAUUUAAAUAAUAAUUUAAUACAAAAUGAUAAAAUAAAAGUUUUUAUUAUAAAAUGUAAUCAAAUAUCUCAUCUAUAUUUAUCUAUACUAUAUGGAGUUUGGGCUACGGGGAAAAAUAAUACUAGAAAAUUUGUUAACUUAUUUAAAGAAAAUUAUACUAUUAUUUUUUUGUUUUCAGUAAAUGAAAGUGGAGGUUUUCAAGGAUAUGCAAAAAUGAUAACUUUGCCAAUAAAAAACUUAUUUGAUAAUUUGUGGGGUUCAAUAACUAAGAGAUUAGGAGGAAAUUUUCGUAUUCAAUGGAUAAAAACAGCUAAAAUUGAUUUUGAUGUUUUUAAAAAUAUGGUAAAUUCAUAUAAUGAUAAUUUACCUUUAAAAAAAAGCAGAGAUGGAACUGAGUUACCUUUAAACCUAGCGACUAUUAUUUGUAAUAAAUUGAAUUCUUUGCCUAAUGAAGACUUUUUAGCUGGAACAAUUUAUGAAUAUAAAAGAAGAAUUAAUCACUCUACCUUUUUUACAAAUUUAUAUAAACAAAAUUUAUUAAAUACAACUACUAUGUGGGAUAUGCUCAUUUUUAAUUUAAAUCAAAAAUCAGAUUGCCAACAAAUUACAUAUGUCGAUGGGAUAGAACAAAAUAUUACAUAA